Calypte anna (Anna's hummingbird) is the source of this 1092-nucleotide messenger RNA. RefSeq names its product G protein-coupled receptor 68 (gene GPR68). Gene Ontology annotation, biological process: cellular response to pH; G protein-coupled receptor signaling pathway. Gene Ontology annotation, cellular component: membrane. The record is from RefSeq and is a predicted model, not a curated record. Lineage: Eukaryota; Metazoa; Chordata; Aves; Apodiformes; Trochilidae. The transcript has a single exon. Gene Ontology annotation, molecular function: G protein-coupled receptor activity. The coding region runs from base 16 to 1092 and encodes 358 amino acids.
GAGGAGAAACAGAAGAUGGUGAAUGUCACAGAGAAUGCAACUGAGAAGUGCACAAUUAAUCAUGAUAUUCACCAGACAUUGUCCCCCGUGGUAUACAUAUUUGUAUUUAUAGUAGGUUUGCCAGCUAACUGCCUGUCACUGUAUUAUGGCUACUUACAGAUCAAGGCUAAGAAUGAACUGGGUAUCUACCUUUGCAAUUUGACCGUAGCAGAUCUGCUUUACAUAUUUUCUUUGCCUUUUUGGCUUCAGUAUGUUUUACAGCACGACAACUGGACUUAUGAUGAGCUGCUGUGCAAAAUCUGUGGCAUCCUCUUGUAUGAGAAUAUCUACAUCAGCGUGGGCUUUCUCUGCUGCAUCUCCAUCGACCGCUACCUGGCAGUGGUUCACCCUUUUCGCUUCCAGCGGUUUCGGACGAUGAAGGCUGCAGCCACUGUCAGCAUCGUUAUCUGGGCCAAGGAAAUAAUGACAUGUUGCUUUGUCUUCAAACACGGGGAGGUCAGCAUGGACGCUGAGAGCCACGUGGUGUGCUUUGAGCAUUACCCCAUCAAAGAAUGGGAACACAAUGUCAACUACUACCGCUUCUCUGCUGGCUUCCUUUUCCCCUUCUUUCUGCUGGCCUUUUCUUACUGUGGGAUUUUACGAGUCGUCCACAAGAGUCACGGCACUCAAAAGAAGAAGAAAAUCCAAAUUAAGCGACUGGUUUCAAGCACCAUUUUCAUUUUUGUAGUUUGCUUUGGACCAUACCACAUCCUACUUGUGGUUCGCAGCUUGCUGGAGAACAACUGCUCGUUUGCUGAGAAAAUAUUUAAUGUUUAUCACUUUUGUCUCCUGUUGACCACUUUUAACUGUGUUGCCGAUCCCGUAUUGUAUUGUUUUUCCAGUGAAAGCACUUACCAGAACUUUGCCAAGAUGCGAGACUCUUGUUUAACGUGUUUAGGGUGUCUGAGGACUGAGAUGAAGGAAUCUUAUCCACUGAACACUCCAGAAGCUCUCAACAGGCCACAGCAUGAGCAAGAACCAGGGUUAUUACAAAUAUCACAGGAUAAUACUAAAAGGAAGGACUCCUCCACUACUCACUUGGGCAGUCUAUAG